Messenger RNA from Quercus lobata, 1919 nucleotides. RefSeq names its product receptor-like protein 9DC3. NCBI's taxonomy places the organism in Eukaryota, Viridiplantae, Streptophyta, Magnoliopsida, Fagales, Fagaceae. The transcript is spliced from 3 exons. The coding region runs from base 530 to 1216 and encodes 228 amino acids. The record is from RefSeq and is a predicted model, not a curated record. Gene Ontology annotation, molecular function: protein binding.
ACCUCCACUGGGCAUAUCUUUCUUUUCAGUUGCAAGGAAUAAAAUAACUGGACAAAUCUCUUCCUUGAUUUGCAAUCUCAGUUCUAUUGUGUACCUUGAUUUGUCUUAUAAUCACUUGAGUAACAUGAUUCCUCCAUGUUUUGGAAACUUUAGUGACAAUCUCAUGGAUCUGAAUUUACAAAAUAACAAUCUUAAUGGCACCCUCCCAACGAAAUUUGCAAAGGGAUGUCGCUUGAGAAGUCUUAAACUCAAUGGCAACCAAUUUGAAGGGUCUUUGCCACAAUCAUUGGUCCGUUGUAGAAAUUUGGAAGUUCUAGAUUUUGGUUACAACAAGAUUAAUAGCACCUUCCCUUGUUGGUUGGAAACUCUUCCAAAGUUGUAGGUUCUUAUCUUGCGAUCAAACAACUUUCAUGGUGCCUUAGGAAACCCCAAGACCAAAUUCCCAUUCCCAAAUUUGCGAAUCAUAGACCUCUCUCACAAUGAGUUCCAUGGGCAUUUGCCGACAAACCUUUUCAAGUAUUUAAAAGCCAUGAUGAAUGUGAGUGCAGACAAAGGUGAAUUGAAAUAUAUGGGUGAUAAUUAUUAUCAAGAUUCUGUGACAGUGGUGAUGAAAGGGUUUUUCUUUGAUUUGGUAAAAAUCCAAAGUCUAUUCACAACCAUUGAUUUCUCCAACAAUAAUUUCAAAGGAGAAAUUCCAAAGGUAAUUGGAGAGCUUCGAUCAUUGAAGGGGCUUAAUUUUUCACACAAUAAUCUUACAGGUUGUAUGCCUCAAUCGUUGGGAAAUUUAACCAAUCUUGAAUGGUUAGAUCUCUCCUCAAACAAGCUCACAGGUGAAAUUCCUAUACAAUUGGUAGAUCUCACAAUGCUAGCAUUUUUAAACCUAUCAGAAAAUUAUCUCUUUGGACAUAUACCCCAAGGUAAACAGUUCAAUACCUUUAUGAAUGAUUCUUACUAUGGGAACCGUGGGUUAUGUGGAUUUCCAAUUACAAAAGCUUGUGGCAAUGAUGAGGGACAACAACCAUCACCAUCAUCAACCAUUCAAGAAGAUGAUUUCGAAUUUGAAAAAGGGUUUCAUUGGAAAGUUGUAUUGUUGGGGUAUGGUUGUGGAUUCAUGUUUGGAUUGGGUUUGGGUUAUCUUGUGUUCUCAAGUGGAAAACCGAAAUGGCUAGUGAAUAUUGUUUAUGGAGGAAGACAUAACAAGUUACAAAGAUCCUAGAAGAAUGCUCGUGGACGAACUCAUUGAAGAAGAAUUUAGUGGGUACAAAUACUAGGCUGGUGGCCCUUUCUAUCUCUCUAACAGGAUGGAGGGACAGCAUUCAUUCAUAAUUUAGAUCACUGGCUAACAUUCCAUGACCAGAUGAUGAUAAAAAAUUGGCUAUGGUGCUUCGGUCCUUUUUGAUGACAGCAAUUUUAAUAAAAACCAUAUCAGACCUUGAGGGUUUUCAAUAAAAUUGAUUUCAUCAAGGAGGAGCUUGAAAAGGCUUGUCCAGGGGUAGUUUCAUGCUCUGAUAUUGUUUCUAUUGCCAUAAGAGAUGGCAUUAUGCUCGUCUGUUCUUGAUCCUUAAUCUUCCUAUUCUCUCUCUCUUUAAAGAUAUUUUUGUUAAUAUCUAGAGUCCUUUAGCAACACUUUAAGGUUUAGGAUUUGAUGAUUGUUUGUGGACAAUGAUUCUUGAAUGAAACUUGGGUAAAAUGUAGGAAACAGACUUUAAAAGAGUUGGUACCUCUUUACAUUUUUUUAUGUCGAGAGGAGUCUAUAAAGUAAAUAUUAGUUGUGGGGAAAGAUUAGAAAGUUAAUGAAUUGAGAAUAUGUUCAUAGUGAUUUUUUCUGUUUUGGUUUCCACAGAUUGUUAGUCACCUUUAAUUAGCCAACUAUUUGUUUCAAGCACUUUUUUAUUAUGGUUUUUUAGGUCGAAAACUUC